CGCUCGCUGCUGUCCCCGCCCGCUGCUGUCCCCGCCCGCCUCCGCCUCCAGCUCCGCCUGGGCGCUGGGAGCGGCGGCAACUUCCCCUCAAGUCUGUCCGGCGGCGGCGGCGGGGGGGGACGGGACUAUGCGACCCGGCUGAGCGCGGCCCGAGAGGGGCGGGCGGGGCGAGGACAGGCGGCGCCAGCAGCAGCAGCAGCAGCAGCCGCCCCGCCGCCGUAGCAGCCAGAGUCGCCCGGCAGCCGUCCGCCUCAGCCCCCUGCCCUCCCCCGGCCGGGGCAGGAGCCGCCCCGGCCGUCCCAUGUCCCGCAAGGCCAGCGACAAUGUGGAGUACACGCUGCGGAGCCUGAGCAACCUGAUGGGCGAGAAGCGGCGGCGGCAGGCGGACGGGUCCGCCGGCUCGGGCGCGGCGGCGGCGGCGGCGGGCGAGCGGAGCCUCAUCGCCGCCGAGUCGUGCUCCAGCCUCAACAGCGCGGCGUCGGGCGGCGAGCUGGAGCGGGCGGCGCGGCGGCAGUUCCAGCAGGACGAGACCCCCGGCUUCGUCUACGUGGUGUCGGUCUUCUCCGCCCUGGGGGGCUUCCUCUUCGGCUACGACACCGGCGUGGUGUCGGGGGCCCUGCUCCUCCUCAAGAGGGAGCUCAACCUGGACGCCCUUUGGCAGGAGCUGCUCGUCUCCAGCACGGUGGGCGCCGCCGCCCUCUCCGCCCUGGCCGGCGGCGUCCUCAACGGGCUGUGCGGCCGGCGGCCCUGCAUCCUGCUGGCCAGCGGCCUCUUCACGGCGGGGGCCGGCGUGCUGGCCGCCGCCCGCGACAAGGAGACCCUGCUGGGGGGACGCGUGGUGGUGGGGCUGGGCAUCGGUGUAGCAUCUAUGACUGUGCCAGUGUACAUCGCAGAAGUUGCUCCACCACACUUAAGAGGCAGAUUAGUCACCAUUAACACUCUGUUCAUCACUGGAGGGCAGUUUUUUGCAAGCGUCGUCGAUGGAAUCUUCAGCUACCUCGCAAAGGACGGAUGGAGGUACAUGCUGGGCCUGUCAGCUGUUCCGGCAGUUAUACAGUUUCUGGGAUUCCUGUUUCUUCCUGAAAGUCCCCGCUGGCUCAUUCAGAAAGGCCAGACUCAGAGAGCACGGAGAAUUCUGUCUCAAAUGCGUGGCAACCAGGCAAUCGAUGAGGAGUAUGACAGUAUCAAAAACAACAUUGAAGAAGAAGAAAAAGAAGUUGGAGCAGCUGGACCUGUGAUCUGCAGAAUGCUAACAUAUCCUCCAACUCGAAGAGCCUUAAUUGUGGGUUGUGGUCUGCAGAUGUUUCAACAACUGUCAGGGAUUAACACCGUCAUGUACUACAGUGCUACCAUUUUGCAGAUGUCAGGAGUUGAAGAUGACAGGCUUGCAAUCUGGCUGGCUGCACUGACAGCAUUUAUAAACUUCAUUUUUACUCUUGUGGGAGUCUGGCUCGUUGAAAGAAUGGGUCGCCGGAAACUUACACUUGGCAGCUUAACAGGUACUGCUGUAGCACUCAUUAUCCUAGCUUCGGGAUUUUUGCUAUCAGCUCAGGUCUCGCCAAGAAUCACACUUAAUCCACCAGAUCCUUCACAUCAAAACUCUACCUGCACAAAAUACAGUUAUUGUAAUGGUUGUAUGUUAGAUCCAGACUGUGGUCUCUGCUACAAAUUGAAUAAAUCAAGUGUUGUUGAGUCCUCAUGCAUUCCUGUUGAUAAAGAUUCUACAAUGAAAGCAGCUUGGGGCAGGUGUUCAAAUGAAACAGUAUUCAAAAAGGAAGACUUGUUUUGGGCAUACAAUUUCUGCCCCACUCCAUACUCUUGGACAGCACUUCUGGGCCUUAUUUUGUACUUGAUUUUCUUUGCACCUGGGAUGGGUCCCAUGCCCUGGACCGUCAAUUCUGAAAUUUACCCACUUUGGGCUAGAAGUACAGGAAACGCAUGUUCUUCUGGAGUCAACUGGGUUUUCAAUGUGCUCGUGUCACUGACAUUUCUGCAUACAGCUGAAUAUCUGACAUACUAUGGAGCCUUCUUCCUCUACGCAGGGUUUGCUGCCUUGGGACUGGUUUUCAUCUAUGGCUGCCUUCCUGAGACUAAAGGGAAAAAACUAGAGGAAAUUGAAUCUUUGUUUGAAAACAGGCUAUGUACAUGUGGUAUGUCAGAUUCUGAUGAAGGGAGGUAUAUCGAGUAUAUUCGGGUGAAGGGAAGUAAUUACCAUCUUUCUGACAAUGAUGCUUCUGAUGUGGAAUAAUUUUCAGCUGCUGAUGUAUUUAAUCAUUUAAAAGCCUUCUGGGGGAAAAGCAGCUCUGAUGACCUCACUGCCCUGCUUCUGGUCUGGUUCUCCUUUCUACUGUCUAGUUAAAAAUGCCUUCAUGUUCAAAACUGCUCCAUUUGAGAGGAAAUUCAAUAUGCUAGUGUUUUCUUGAUAACUAAAAGCAAUGGCUUCCAAAAGAGAUUGAAUUCCACAAUUAUGUGAAUUCACUGAGUGUCCGCGACACUGCACCGUCACGAGGUAUUUAGUAGGGUGCACUGUACCGGAUGAAUACAGAAGGCUAUCCUAGAUGGUCAGGGGUUGUCCUUAUCUUCAAUACUGAAAAAAGAUAAAAUAAAGAGUAGCUAAUCAGGAAGCAGCUGACAUCUGUUGGAUCCCCAUCCCACACACCCUAGGAAAUAGCUCUGCUGUGCAAUACAAUGAAUGACAAAUGCGUAAGCUGCUGUAAUGGUAGCUAUUUAAAAGGUUUAACUGAUUAGGAAAAUACAAACAUCUGCUAUAUCUAUCAGAGGGAACAUUUCCCAAAUUUACCCUAAGAGACUUUCCAUUUUUAUUUAUUUGCGAUAACAAGAAGAGAGCCACACUCACCUGGGUGGAGGUUCACAAGGGUGGCGUAUGUCUGUGUUACACCGGGUUAUCUAGGCACUGCUGCUCUUAAGUACACACUACAGUUGGGAGUUGGUGUUUGUGAAAGAAACUGCCAAAAUUAACUACCUGACAGCAGAAAACAGAGCUAAGUAUGUGACCGCACAUACAAAUGAACUGGUAUAUAUUGCUAGGUACAAUGUAGAGGCUUCAGUUAGUUGAAAAAUAAUUAUUUUUGUUUUCCUUUUUUGCAUUUGAACGUUUGGGUUUGUGCCUAGUUUUGAACACAAAAUAUCAUUAGCUAAAAGAAAGAAAAGGAGGGGAGAGGUUUUGUGCUGCUAAAUGCACAGUGGUUGUCCCUCCUGCACCUUUUGCUCAUGAAUAAUCAUAUUGCCUUCAGUUUAUCUUCAUAUGUGCAGAGUAAAUGAAUCCCAGCACAUUAUUCCUUCAAAUGCCCUUAGUCAACCAGUGUCUUGCUGGAUCUAAAGAGAAAUAUUAGCAAUGGGCAGAAGCCUACAUCUCAUAUUAACUGCCUUAGCGAAGCAUUGCAAAAUUGUCAAGAAAAUGUCAGGCACAAAAAUCAACUUGGCUGCCUUUAGCAUAGUAAUGAAAAUAUGAAUGGUAUUUUAUUCACCUUCCAUGAUUGCUUGCCUUAGCAAAUUGAAUUUUAUGCAGCUACAUAAAAAUAUUAUGGUUUUUUUUUUCCUUGCCCUGUCCUCACUGCUUUAAGUCUUCAGAGAUACGAGUUUGAAAGCAUCAACAAUUCAAAUUCUUAUCUUUGAAACAUUUGCUUCAUGAAAGAAUGUGGAAAACCUCCUCUGCCUGUGGGCUGCCCCCCAUUUAUUUGGUAAAAAUACAUUUAUUUUUCAUUGUGUAAGAUUAAAAGAAGUUGUUGGGUUCAUUAGCUUUUAUAGAUUGGCUUUGUGGGCUUUUCUUGAGUUGAAAAAUACUUUUAAUGUAGUAUUACUAUCAAAACUGAGACUGGACAUUUGUUACUAAAUUAUUUUUAUUGGAUAAUGUGGGGUUUUGUUGUUGUAAGUAAGUCUGACAUUAUGUUAUCUGAUCUUCUGUGGCGGGGAGUUCUUACUCUCCAAUUAUUGACCUUCAGCCAUUGGGUGUAUUUUGCGUUAUUUUCUUUUUUACAUCAUUAGUCAAAGAAAUAUUUUUGGAAAGAAGAUAUUUUAAACCAUCCUUCUGUGACUUGACUGGGACUAAAAGGGGAAAGCAUAGCAGACAGAGGGAAUUUCAAACUGAUCAUUGCGAAGAGUGGCUCGACCUUGAACAUCGACCUUGCGCAGUGAGAGGGCUGGAUUUUCACGCCUUCCAUCUUGCCUCCCCUUUAAGCGCACAAUAUUUUUAUGCUUGAAAGCACCAGCUGUUGAAAAUGCUCAGGUCUCCAGGCCUAUCUACAAAUGCACCCUCAGCGGGAUGUCUCCAUUAGGCUGUCACCUCUUUGAAACCUUCACCGAAGGUGCAGUACCUGAAAUGAUAAAAAGGGAUACUUGGCACAGACAAGAACAAAAUAGUUUUAAGGACAAAUUGGUUUCUUCCUGAAGCCAAAAAAUGUGUGUUCAAAGACCCUUAUUUGGAACAGUUUCAUUACCCAGAACAGCGUGUGAAUAGGUGUGUAGCGCCCAACCUGUUCUUACGUGGUUGAUAGGUUUAAGUGGGUAUCUACUGGCUUUUGAGACUAGGGACUUAUGGUUCUGAUCCUCCCAAAAGCAUAAGCCCACACUCACCAUUACACCUAUGAACGUUCCCUUGCUGGAUGUGUUUUGCUGGAGCAGGGUGUAAGCCAGGGAGGGUGUCCCUGCACCGGCACAGUGUCAGUGCUGACCUCGCGCUUGUGUCCACAGGCAGAGAAAACCGCUGCUUUUAUGGGGUAUAACCAAAGCAGAGUCACUGGAAAGAUUGCUGUCACAAGAUCAGCCUCUUCUGUUUUGCAGGUAGUGCUGGGGCUUUUUAGCAGCAGAAGACCAUCUCUCUCUGCCAGCCUUGUUUCACGGACGUUCUCAGAAGUGGCGCUCAGUUGCAUACAGCACUGGGCUCGUUUUCUCACACAAGUUCGAUCUUACUGAAAGCAGUUUUGUGAAGGUUUGCAUCCCAUGCGCUUUUUCUCGAGGCAAAACGAUUUAAAUACACACCUUUUAUUCAUCAUUGCUGCUGGCUAUGAGGGUGCAAAAUAUACCAGCUUCUUUAUUGUCACUCCCCCUUUCCUACCUGCAGAGUUGGGUUUAAGUCUUCCUUUUAGGGUUGCUUUACACCAAGACAACAUUCCGUACCUUAGAAAUACUGAACCUAGUACCAAGCAUCACGUGUAAUAAAAAUGAGAUCAAAUACUUGAAAUUAGUCUUACGCAAUUAGGGUUUUAUUUUUAGAAUUUGUGAACAUUUAUAGUGUAUGAAGAAAAUUAAAUAAAUGUUUCUAUUUUGAAAAGAUUUUUUAUAUUUGUGCAUAUUUUAAGUUUUAAGAGAUUUUUGCUAAAGGUAGGCUUAGUAACAUUCCAGAUAAAAGCAUAAAAAUACAGUGUAGCUGAAUAAUUUCUUAUGACAGGAUUUUAAUUUAUGAAGUAGCAUAAAUAGUAUGUCUAAGCACAAUAUCGUUUUAUUGAAAGCUUUCUGCAGAAGAUGUGAAAUCAUUUCUUCACAAGGACUGCACACUUAAUUCAGGUAUUCUGUGCAUCAGGAAUGCUAGAGUAAUUCUGCUGGUAGAGCUGGGCAUAUUGAUUAUACACAACAACUUGAGAUAUUUUAAUUCUGAUUAAUCUACUGACUCUACAUGUUGUGAUCUAACAGCUGGUAUGAAAGAAACAAGUCCUGAUGCAUUUUUAAUCUUUUUAAAUUUAAUUCACAUUAAUUCACAUACAGUAGUUUGUUCACCAUGUUGAAAUUCAAAAGUGUUGGGGGGGUUGAGAUAAUUUGCCACUUGUUUCUUCCCCUUGUCACUUUGUUGAUCAAAAUCAUUUUUUAACAAGAGAAGCAAACCUGUUUUGAAAAUAGACAUAGAAACAAAGUAAGGCCCCAGGACGCAUUUGGAGGGCUGAAGUUGCAUUGCUACGCGUGCACCUUGGAUCUCUCUCACAGAUGUUGCUACCAUGUGAAUUGCAGUGACAGCCAUGUCAGAAAUUUUGGGACAAGAGAGGAUACAUCCCAAGGAUCAUUGUUCCAAUGCCAACUUAGUUUUGCAUGAGUUGGUAAAUGCAGCAUUUCACUGGUGUAGGAGUUACGGUUGAGAGGGGAGAAGAAAGAAAUGAUGCAUCAAAAGCCCCACGAAGUCAUGUUUCAGUAGAGAUGGGUGUUGUAGCCAAAAGGAGCAGUCUCUGAGUUGUCUCCCAUGUGGGAGGAGGAUGGUGGGACCAAGGGACUGUGCUUGGUCCUGUGGAUGGGAACGGGGGGGCUGGCAGACUAAGGGGCAAGAAGCACACCAGUGCUCCUCUCCCAUGCCUAUGUGGAGGUGAGAACAUGGCAACGGAGUUUGCAAAGCUAGUACUUUUUUCCUUGGUGAAAUCUCUUUUGCUCUUCUUAGUCACUUGGGUUGAGCACUGGGGAGAAGUUUUGACUUUCAGGGGCUGCUACAGGCCCUGAGCAAGGGUCUUUCCUUCGGCCAUGAGGGUGCUGGUGCAGUCCCACAGGCACGCAGUGGGCUAGUGGAAGAUAGACACUGUACUUCUCAGCUUUAUAUCCAGCUUUCUACUUCUGAAUGUCAGCGCUCUUCUAACAUGGUCUUCUUGAAAUUUACUUGUACUUGCAUAAGAGGCUUUGUUAGCUGAACAUCACUACAUGAGAAAGAGGCAGAGUCUUCACAGCACAGAGAGAUCUCGGGGUAGAAGUUAAGGCAGAAUAGACAGUUCUGCAAAGCACUUUAAAGAGUAAGAUAUUUGUGCACUUUUUUUCUGAAAGAGUCAAGCUAACCAAACCCAUUCCUCUGCAUUGGGAAGAAAAUCGAGCUUUGUGUACCAGGCCAGAAGCAGAUAAUGCCACAAUAUGUGCUUUAUGGCAAAAUGUGUUUUUAUUGCGGGUAACAUUUACAGCUUACAUGUAGCUGCUGCCUAUAAAGUGACUCAGUCGUUCUCUGGAUUUUAACAAGUCACAUUUUUGUGCAAAAAUCUUAGUGGUUUUCUAUCGAUCCUCAUCGCCUUGUGUACAGUACAGUAAGCGUAAUCCACAAAGUGGUCUAGGUUGUGGCAGUGUUACAAAUGUCAGCACAGUAAAAUCUAGGUGAACAUUGUUAAAGAAAUAUUGUUGUUUGUGAUACUGGGGGUUAAAACUCCUUAAAGACAACUAUAUAUAGAUUUUAAAAGUCUGAAAAAAAUGGCAGUUCUUAUCUAUUUUGUGUAUGUUUUCAUAUAGAGAAGGAGUUUUUUAUGUGCCAAUAACCAUCACUGUAGUGUUUUGUAAAUGGGUGUUAAUAGUGUUCCAGAGUUCCGUAUAUGAGAAUAUACUUUAGCCACAAUGACCUGUUAGUGUGAACCAGCGGCAUGUUUUUAAUCUUACUUGCACCUCUCAGCAGAGGUGCUCACUCGUCAGCUUCAGUAGAGCUCAAUCACACCAGGGGAAGCUUGGCCAGCAUCAGGCCUCAAGAAUACAGAUUUCAUCUAAAUCCCCACUUUUUCACAUUGUCCCUAGACAGUAUGUUACAUGUGAAUGAUCUGGCACGUGUAAUUGUAAAGCUUCAACUCUGGUUCAGUUACACUCCUCGAUUCUGUUGAGAUACAGUUUGUCAAAAUUUGCUUUGGCCUUUCAUCGCAUUUAUAUAAAUAAGGGGCACACGGAUUAAUUAUGAAUAUCGUCCGCCUAUUUCUAAAGGAAACAUCAGUUUCUGAAGUGUUAAAGUAAAGGCAAAUUUCUCUUGCUGCCUUAAAUAUUACACAGACUUUGGAGAGGACUGAAUGUAUGACCAUCAUCGUGACUUCUUCAGGAGAAACUUCAUGGAUCCUCAGCAGGUGUGAAACAGGAUGGUUUCGUGGUGCUGGGAUGCUGUGUUACACUGCAGGCCCUGCCUAGUACACACCUGUCAUCUGUUUGAUUUUAGGUGUUCGAGUAGUCCCCAUGAAAUCGAUAGGAUUAUUCAUAUGCUUGAUAUUCUCCAUGUGCUCAGUGUCCUGCUGGUCCAGGGCAUCGCUGGGAAGUGGCAAGAGUCACAUCUCCGCUUUCCAUCGUGAAUCUCACACCCCUACAAAACCGUUAACCAGAUCUUUCUGUGACAAAUUCUAUGUAGAAUAUUUGCAACAUUAUUGGAGACCAAAUUGAUAGAAACAAUUCCAUGUUGAAUAAUAACAUGCAUAUGGCGCCAUCAGGCAUACUGUAAUCCCUGGGUGCGUGUUACGGUAUUCAAUACAAAACAGGUUUUGGCAAAACUAAUUGUUGGGUUGUCCAAGUUAUUUCUUAACCAUGUCAAAUGUGCCAUUUCCUUUUGCAACCAGUCAAGCCUAUAAUGUAUGAAAGUGUUGUACAUUUUCUGAAACUUAAGUGAUGUAAAAUUAUUUAAUUGACUUCUGUUCUGAUUGCUUUAAUGAAGUUUGGUCUUUACAUAAAAAUAAAUAUCUUCAAAGAAUUGUCAGUGCCAGAAGUGUAAAUGAACAAAAUAAAAGGUGAGAUACUUAA
Molecule: messenger RNA, 8457 nt
Organism: Aquila chrysaetos chrysaetos
Lineage: Eukaryota; Metazoa; Chordata; Aves; Accipitriformes; Accipitridae
Gene: SLC2A13
Product: solute carrier family 2 member 13
Exons: 10
Coding region: 302-2248 (648 amino acids)
Biological process (GO): transmembrane transport
Cellular component (GO): membrane
Molecular function (GO): myo-inositol:proton symporter activity
Source: RefSeq, a predicted model, not a curated record